Molecule: messenger RNA, 1311 nt
Organism: Pleurotus ostreatus (oyster mushroom)
Lineage: Eukaryota; Fungi; Basidiomycota; Agaricomycetes; Agaricales; Pleurotaceae
Gene: MET17
Product: Homocysteine synthase
Exons: 15
Coding region: 1-1311 (436 amino acids)
Biological process (GO): transsulfuration
Molecular function (GO): pyridoxal phosphate binding; transferase activity, transferring alkyl or aryl (other than methyl) groups
Source: RefSeq, a predicted model, not a curated record
AUGGCGAACCCCUUCUACAAAGAGCCCGAGUUCGAUACUUUACAGCUCCAUGCGGGACAGGAACCAGACCCUACCACGAACGCCCGUGCCGUGCCAAUUUACGCGACUACGAGCUUUGUUUUCAAUGAUUCUGCGCACGGCGCCGAUCUCUUUGGAUUAAAAACAUUCGGCAACAUAUACUCGCGUAUUGGGAACCCUACAGUGGACGUAUUUGAGAAGCGAGUAGCAGCACUCGAAGGAGGCGCCGCGGCGGUAGCAACAUCUUCUGGCCAAUCUGCCCAAUUCCUGGCUAUCUCAGCCCUCGCUGGCUCAGGCGACAACAUCGUAUCAUCAUCUUUCUUGUACGGAGGCACAUAUAACCAAUUCAAAGUGACGUUCAAAAAGUUCGGCAUCGGCGUCAAAUGGGUAACGGAAAACGACCCCGCUGCAUACGAAGCCGCCAUCGACGAGAACACCAAGGCGAUAUUCAUAGAGAGCAUCGCCAACCCAAAAUAUGUCGUUGCGGAUAUCCCUGCAUUAGCUGAGGUAGCGCACAAGCAUGGUAUCCCCCUCGUCGUGGACAACACAUUCGGCAUGGCAGGAUACCUCAUCAGACCCAUAUCGUUAGGUGCAGAUAUCAUAGUCCACAGCGCCACUAAGUGGAUAGGCGGACACGGCACCACCAUCGCUGGUGUAAUCGUAGAUUCAGGCAAUUUCGACUGGACCAAAUCAACCAAAUUCCCCGGAUUUACCAGCCCUUCGGAAGGGUAUCAUGGUUUGGUCUUCGCCGAAACCUUUGGUUCCGUCGCCUUUGCCGUCAAAGUCCGCACCGAGCUUCUCCGAGAUAUUGGUCCGGCGUUGAAUCCGUUCGCCGCGUUCCUUCUUCUUCAGGGGCUCGAGACUCUGAGUCUGCGAGGUCAGCGACACUCGGACAACGCUCUUGCUUUGGCACAGUGGCUAGAGCAGCACCCGAGCGUUGCAUGGGUAUCUUACCUCGGACUUCCUUCCCAUCCUUCCAAUGCGAUCGCUCAGAAACUCCUGAGGGCUAAGAACGCGUAUGGUGGAGUACUAAGCUUUGGCGUAAAAGCAGACGCCGCAACAGCGAGUAAGGUUGUCGACUCUCUCAAGCUCGCCAGUAACCUGGCGAAUGUGGGCGAUGCAAAGACGCUAGUCAUCCACCCGGCCACUACGACACAUCAGCAGCUAUCUGAUGAAGAGCAGCUCGCUUCUGGUGUUACCCCCGACUUGAUUAGGGUUUCGGUUGGAAUUGAAGCUAUCAGCGAUAUAAUUGCUGACUUUGCGGAAGCAUUGAAGGUCAUUCCUAGUCAGUAG